Schizosaccharomyces octosporus yFS286 is the source of this 1575-nucleotide messenger RNA. RefSeq names its product phosphatidylserine synthase Pps1. NCBI's taxonomy places the organism in Eukaryota, Fungi, Ascomycota, Schizosaccharomycetes, Schizosaccharomycetales, Schizosaccharomycetaceae. Gene Ontology annotation, biological process: phospholipid biosynthetic process. The coding region runs from base 349 to 1071 and encodes 240 amino acids. The record is from RefSeq and is a predicted model, not a curated record. Gene Ontology annotation, molecular function: phosphotransferase activity, for other substituted phosphate groups. The transcript is spliced from 4 exons. Gene Ontology annotation, cellular component: membrane.
AUACCAUCUUAGGGUGAUGGUGGUCCUGGGUUCGAUUCCCAGAACAGCCCAAUUUUUUUACUUUCAUGGUACCAAAAUUUUUGGAUGAUAGUUCUUACUGAAUAUAUGGAAACGAAAAUCUCUUAACGCUUCCAUGAAAUCGGGAUGAUACUCGAGAAUUAAAACAUGCAAACUGAAGGGAUACUACUCUGCCUGUGUAGGGGAGCUAGCUACCUUUCACCGAUGUACACUAUAUUUCGUUACACGAAAUAAGCAUCUUCGGUUCACGUCACAAUCCUGAGAGGUGUACGUUUGUCCUGGAAGAAGAAGCAGCAGCUUUGCUAUACCAUAUACAACCAAAGUUAAGAAAUGUCGAAACUUAGGUUUACAACCGAGUCAAAAGAUCCUAUAAUUGAUUCUGAAGAAACAAAUGACAAGGAAACAAAGCUAUUGGCUUACGUGAAUGACAACCGACACUUUUCUCUAAUAAGAGCCUUGCAUCUUGCAGAUUUAAUUACUCUUUUCAAUGGGUUUUGUGGUGUUAUGAGUAUUUUCUCCAGCUUGCGCUACUGUCUAAGUGGCCAAACAAGCUCAAAGUACCUAGUCCGUGCUAUGUAUUUUAUGCCAUUUGCUCUCUUCUUUGAUUUCCUUGAUGGAAAAGUAGCCCGCUGGCGUGGAAAGUCGUCUUUGAUGGGACAAGAAUUGGAUAGUUUGGCUGACUUGAUAUCCUUUGGUGUGUGUCCUGCCGUUUUCGCUUUUUGUUGUGGCUUCCAAACUUUUCUUGAUUUAAUGAUUCUUAGUUUCUUCUGCCUCUGUGGUCUUACGCGUUUGGCCCGCUUCAACGUUUCCGUAAACUCUAUUCCCAAAGAUGAAUCGGGAAAAUCAAGGUUUUUUGAAGGUACACCAAUUCCCACUACCCUUGCCUUGGUUUCUACACUGGCUUUUUGCAUGGUUAAGGGAAGAAUCCACGAGCAACUUCCUGGAGGCCUUUGGUUUUCGGGUACACCCUUUGAAUUUCAUCCCAUGGUAUUUCUCUAUGCCUUGAGUGGUAUUGCUAUGACAAGUAAGAAACUUCGUGUCCCAAAGUUUUAAAAGCAUUUUAAUAUCUUGAACUUUUUAAAUUAUAACCUUUUAUAUCCCCUUCAUUCUGCCUAUUCAUUGUAUGUUUGCUUAUCCAUGAUGGUUUUUUGGUUUAGCUAGACUUUUCAAAUACUAGCUUCAAAUUAUUUAUCCUUCUUAACUUGCGUCGAUAGUUUUCUUUUCAAUCUUUAAUGACCUGUUUUUCUUGAGCUCUACUAUUGUUAGGCAAUUAUUCUUCAGUCUUGCCUUUCAACCAACAAUUCUUAUUAGCCUAUAUAAUCAGUUCUUCUUCAUAACUACACAGUGUGCGACAAAAUUUAAAGAAGUUUUACAUACAUAUAUUUAUGUUGUCACGUAACAAAAGAACUUGCUGGUUUACGAACGUCCAAUGAUAAAACACGUCUUAUUCAUCUGUACCCGAUUUUGAUUCAUGAUCUUCCAUUCAUGAACCCGGAAUACAAAAAAAAGAAACUCAUAAAUUAAUAAAUAAUAUCCCCUCUAAAAUCUAGCUACAUU